This is a messenger RNA of Mus musculus (house mouse), 9783 nucleotides long. RefSeq names its product leucine rich repeat containing 9 (gene Lrrc9). The transcript is spliced from 32 exons. NCBI's taxonomy places the organism in Eukaryota, Metazoa, Chordata, Mammalia, Rodentia, Muridae. The record is from RefSeq and is a predicted model, not a curated record. The coding region runs from base 1448 to 5821 and encodes 1457 amino acids.
CCAGCAGCACACAGGUCAGGGGACCUAUGUGAUGGUGCAGUGGGGGUUAUAGUAAUAUUGUGAUGGUAGUUAUAAUAAUAAAAAAUAAUAGUGAUACUUCAGAGAAGGAUCCUAGGAAAAAGGAAAAAAUGAUGUGCCCUAGGCUCGGGCAACUACUGGACUGAAAGACUCAAGGGAUACUGAUCAUCUAGAAAUAGGAGGGCCUUUAUGUGAACCACCAGGGAGAACUGUUGGGUUCUGGCUCCUUUAUACUCAAGGGAGAAAACAGUUGGACCACCUAGGGCUUCUGUUGGGCAGAAAGGUGAUAGUUUCUUAGAUUAAAUGCUCACUCAGCUUUGCUGGCAGACAGUUCUUUACGGACCAGUUAGUACUGUGUUACAAAUUGCCAUGCAGAACAGUGUUUACAGUCAUGUUGGGUAGGAUGUGUGUGGUAUGACAGUUCAUUGGAACCAUUUGAUAAGUUAUGUCGUGUCAGCCGUAGUUCCUGUCCUCGGUGAACAUGUUAGGAGGAAGGACCUGCAAGUAUCACAAUACAAUGUGACAGACAGUAGCCAUGCAGAGGACAUGUGCUAACCUUACCCAGUCACAUGAAAGAGAAUGUUUACAAUAAGACCAAAGAGGAUGCAAGUCUUCGAAGAAGACUCAAGGCACUCUUUAAGGAUAUAUGGAGUAUAGAGUCAAGGACAGAAGAUAUUUCAAGGAGAGGAAGAAGUAUGUGCUGAAGUACAGCCAUGCUAGCUAUCAUAGGACUAGAGUUGUAGCCGGUACUGGAAUGUUGAGUGGCUGUUUUGGUUGACCAGGGGCUUAAGAGAUUGGCAUGAGUCUGAAAAUGGUGAUUAUAAACAAUUUCCAAGAGGAGUAGCAUAAACAAAUAUACCCCCGCAAGAGUCUAGCUGCUCCCAUGGAUUAGAGAAUGGGGUAGGUAGUGAGACAAGAGGGGCCACGAUGGCAGAGAGUGGAGAGGAAGCAUAAGAAUUGUGUGUGUGUGUGUGUGUGUGUGUGUGUGUGUGUGUGUGUGUGUGUGUUGGGAUGGAGAAGGGAUGGGUGGUGGUGUCCUUUAGCACAAGAAGGCAUUCAUUAAGGGGAAACAACAUUGGUUGGAAAUACGAGCUCAGCUUGGGACAGGCAUACUGUAUUUGAGAUGCCUGUGACAUGUUCACGUGGGCUUUUGAGUUUAUUGCAUAGGAAAGAGGACACGAAAGAUGAGUGGCUUUUACAAAGAAGGAAGCUGUUAGUGCAAAAUAACAAGUAGAGGACUAGGGAGACAGUUUAGACGGUGAAGCGCUUUCCUUGCAAGCAAGAGGACCUGCGUUCCAUCCCAGAACCCAUGUAAAUAAAACAUGGCGUGUAAUCCCCGUGCUUGGGAGGCAAGCCAAUUCCUGGAGCUCCUUGGUCAGCGAAGCUAGCCCACCAGAUAUAUUAGUGUGACCAUUGUUUUUAAUGGAAGAUGAUUGAAAGUGAAAACCUAAAUCGAGGUGAAAUCAUUAAAGAACUGUGUCUGUGCAAUGGCUUAACUUAUGAGAUCGUUGGACAGGAAGGAUCAGAUACUUCAAAACUGGAGAUGUUUUUCUCAGGGUAUCCCCGAAUAGUUGGAUUAUCAUUGUUUCAUAAUUUAUCAAGUCUUACAAUUGUUGCUCAAGAUAUAAGGGAAAUUUCAGGGUUGGAGACUUGCUUACAGCUUAAAGAACUUUGGAUUGCUGAAUGCUGCAUAGAGAAAAUUGAAGGCCUUCAAGGAUGUAGAAAUUUGGAAAAAUUAUAUUUAUAUUACAAUAAAAUUUCCAAAAUAGAAAAUUUAGAGAAGUUAAUAAAAUUGGAAGUUCUGUGGCUGAACCACAAUAUGAUAAAAAAUAUUGAGGGCUUGCAGACUUUGAAGAAUCUAAAAGACCUCAACCUUGCAGGAAACUUAGUCAGCAGCAUUGGUCGAUGUCUUGAUCCCAAUGAACAACUGGAAAAACUAAACCUUUCUGGAAAUCAAAUUACUUCCUUCAAGGACCUUACUAACUUGACCAAGCUCACUCGCUUAAAGGACUUGUGUCUGAACGACCCUCAGUAUAAGUCCAACCCCGUGUGUCAGCUGUGUAACUAUUCCACCCACGUGCUCUACCACUUGCCGUCUCUCCAACGACUCGACACGUUUGACGUAUCAGCAAAGCAAAUCAAGGAGCUGGCGGAUUCCACAGCAAUGAAAAAAAUAAUGUAUUAUAACAUGCGAAUAAAAACUGUUCAGAGACAUCUGAAUGAAGAACUUGAAAAACUAAAUGACAGAAAAUGCAAGUUACAGAAGCUACCCGAAGAACGGAUAAAAUUAUUCAACUUUGCAAAGAAAACGUUAGAACGGGAACUGGCUGAACUCAAGAUCUCUAGCAAAGGGCAGAGCGAUACAACGCCGGAGGCCGAGAAACCCCGGAAUAGUGAGGUUGUCACACAGGAAUCAGUUCUGCAGCAGAAGAUACUGACCAAGCUGAGCGCUCUGGAUGACAGAGUUACAUUCUGGAACAAGAAACUGCAUGAGAUUGAAGCGAUUUAUCGGACUGAAGUAAAACAGAAGAAGAAGACUCACGGCUUACUGACCCCGUUUCUGCUAACUGAGCUGGAGACUGUGGGCAAUAUCCAUUUUGAAGAAGGCACUCAGGCUGAUGACUGGUUUAACUCCUGCUGUGAACUAAUCCUGUCGCGUUUCUGCACCUGGGACUUCAGAGCGUACGGCAUCACGGGGGUGAAGGUGAAGCGGGUCAUUAAAGUCAACAACCGUAUUCUGAGGCUGAAGUUUGAAGAGAAAUUCCAAAAGUGUUUGGAUCUUGAAGACACACAAGAUCCGGAGAGUUACCGGAAGAUGCUGGAGUGCCUUUUCUACGUCUUUGAUCCCGAAGUGACUGUAAAGAAGAAGCAUCUGCUACAGAUACUUGAAAGGGGAUUCAAAGACAGCGACACAAGCAAGCCCUCUCUCAAAAAGGAAGCCGUCACUCUUGUGAACAGCCUCAGUAUGUGUGAGUGUCCCCGGAUAGAGUUCCUCCAGCAGAAAUACAAGGAGGAGAAGAAAGGCCCCUCAGAGAGUGAACUCUACAGACAUGGCACCAUCCUCAUUGCGAAGGUUUUUCUUGGCCAGAGUAUUCAGGCUCGUGACCAGGAGCCCAUCAAUAAAGCCAACUAUCCCAUGGUUAACUCGGUGUUUGUUCCUCAGAGACAUGUGCUAAGACAAAGAACUUGCGACUGUGGCUACCGGCAGUACAAAUGGUUUGUCUUCGACCAUGACCUCGUUUUGCCAGAGUACAUCGUUGAAUUUGAGUACACUACAGUGGUCAAAGUUCACUCUUUAUUUUCUACAUCAAACAACGUUAUUCUAGAGGAAGGCAAAAAGUAUUCUGAAGGAUUAGUAUUCUCACAGGAUUUGAAAUUUGAUGAUGAAGUUCUGAAGAUGGAACCCAGGAUUAAGCCCCGCCCAAAACUCAUUAGUUUGGAUGAGAAGACUAUAAUUUCCCUUGCUAAGACUAAUAUUUACAGCCAUAUUGUGAAUCUGAAUCUACACGGGAAUAGCUUGAGUAAACUGAGAGAUCUUGCCAAGCUAACUGGGCUUCGGAAGCUGAACAUUAGCUUCAAUGAGUUUACUUGCUUAGAUGAUGUGUACCACUUGUACAACCUUGAGUAUUUGGACGCCAGCCAUAACCAUGUGAUAACCCUAGAGGGAUUCAGAGGCCUGAUGAAACUGAAGCAUUUGGACUUGAGCUGGAACCAGCUGAAGAAGACUGGGGAAGAGAUCAAUGUGCUGUGCAAACACACCACCAGCCUUCUCACCCUUGACAUUCAGCACAACCCCUGGCAGAAGCCAGCCACAUUGAGGCUGAGUGUUAUUGGCAGACUAAAGACUCUUACACACUUAGACGGCCUCGUCAUUUCUGAAGAAGAAACCAGAGCAGCUCUGAAAUUCAUUAGUGGAACGAAGAUUACUCAGCUAACUCUCUUACAGCAUUCCAGUUCUAAAGAGGAAAGGCCUCGGAUGCUCAGUACAUGGCCCUCUGCCAAAAUCCUGACCCAGAUUUCCAAGCUGGGACCCCACUUUCACCUGACCGGGAACUGGUACUCAAAGAUAACUGCCUUAAAUUUAGAUGGACAACAUCUCUUUGAAAUCACAAAUCUAGAAAAAUUGGAGAAUUUGAAAUGGGCAUCGUUCAGCAAUAAUAACCUCUCCAAAAUGGAAGGCCUUGAGUCCUGUGUCAACCUGGAGGAGCUCACAUUAGACGGCAACUGCAUCUCAAAGAUAGAAGGCAUCACCAGGCUGACAAAGUUAAGCCGCCUCAGCAUGAACAACAACCUUCUCACGGGCCUGGAGAAGCACACGUUUGAUAACCUGCUUCACCUUCACUCCCUCUCUCUGGAGAACAACAGGAUCACAUCUCUGAGCGCGUUACAGAAGACCUUCACUCUGAUCGAGUUGUACAUAAGCAACAACUACAUAGCUGUGAACCAGGAGAUCUACAACUUAAAGGGUUUAUGCAACUUGGUCAUUCUAGACAUGUAUGGAAACAUUAUUAUAUGGAACCAAGAAAACUACCGGUUCUUUGUAAUAUUUCAUCUUCCAGAACUGAAAGCCUUGGAUGGAGUCUCAAUUGAGACAUCAGAGACAGAGACUGCAAAAGAUUUGUUUGGUGGACGGCUUACCUCUGACAUGAUUGCCGAACGACAAGGACACUCAAACUUUAUCCAAAUGCAAGAGCUAAACUGGACUUCAUCAGCCAUCAGGACCGUGGAUCUGAUUCCUGUCGACCACUUCAGGAAUGUGAGCAACGUGAAUCUCCAGAACAACAACCUCACCUCGUUCAGCGGCCUCAUCUACCUGCCCAACGUGAAGGUCUUAUGCCUCAACUACAAUCACAUUGAAUCAAUUAUGCCUAGACUAAAGCCUCAGACCCACUUAAGCAGCAGACAGCUGCUCUACCAGAAAGUGCCCUCAAGUGGCUACGGACAGCAAGGAACCUCAAAACUAAAUAGAGAUUCAGUAGGCAGUGAGAACUUGCCUCCAAUAAUGCAAAGUUUAGAGGUUCUGCAUUUGGGAUACAAUGGAAUUUGUAACUUAGUCCAGCUACAACUUAACAGACUGAGAAACUUAAAGUUCCUCUUUCUCCAGGGAAAUGAGAUCAGUCAGGUGGAAGGGCUGGACAACCUGAUCGUCCUCCAGGAGCUGGUCGUCGACCAUAACCGCAUCCGGGCCUUUAAUGACACCGCGUUUUCCAAGCCAAGUUCCCUGCUGAUGCUUCAUCUAGAGGAAAACAGGCUGCGAGAACUAAGCAAACUGCAGUCUUUGGUCAAACUGGAGAAACUCUUCCUAGGAUAUAACAAAAUCCAGGAUAUCACAGAACUGGAAAAACUUGAUGUUAUUCCUUCUCUCAGAGAGCUUACUGUCUAUGGCAAUCCAAUUUGUAGGAAAAUGGUUCAUCGACAUGUGCUCAUAUUCCGCCUGCCUAAUUUACAGAUGUUGGAUGGAAUUCCUAUAAAUUCUGAUGAUAGGGCAAAAGCUGAGUUUCAUUUCUCUGAACUACAAGCAAAAAAAAGUUCGAUAAUCCAGAAUAAUCUCCCUACUUCCAAGUCCUCACUUCCAUCACACCUGCAAACUCCUUUGCCAUGUAAGUUCGUUCCUGUUACCAACUCUACGGAUGGUGGGUCAUUCUGCCACGUUAAAGCCUCUCCCAUUAAAAUAACAAAUGUUCUUCUGCCUGCUGGAUUUAGCCGUUUCUUGGGACCUGACUUCACCUUAACUCCUGAAGUUGAAGGUAUUUUUACAAAGAGUUUCAGAGAGAAUGAAAAAACGAACAAGCAGCAGCAAUAAAAAACAAAGGGAAAAACCCUCAUUUAAAAGAGCCAUCUCAUUUGACGUCUAACCUUACUUCAAAGUGCAUGGUUUAGUUUGCGUCUUAGCAUUGUACAUUUUGUCAGGUUGUCUGUGGCCGUGCUGAUUUCAAAACUGUAUUUCUUUUUAAUUUAUUGAAUCACUUAUGGGUUGUGACUAACCUACUCUCAGUGUAAAAACGCAUUUCCUGACUUCUUUCAAAGAUUUUUUCACGCUUUCUGCAUGACAUCAUGAACAGCUCCCAAGACUAGUUCAGUGGUGAAUUCUGCUAAAAGUAGAAAUCAGAAAACUUAAAAUAUAACUGAAUCUUGUAGUCACAUAGAGUAUCUUCCAAAGAGACUGUUCGGUUCCCUCGGCAUGAUUAGCAAACUCGUGAAGCUAGCCUGAGGGAGGAGUUUGAAAGCCAGGGCUUUCAGGGAUGGGAAACACUCAAAGGAUAGGACAUAGAAAGUAUCUCAUUUAGUACAUUCAUUUUAAUUAGCGUUGAGUAGACACCUACUCCCUAAUUCCAGAUCCUUGCUUGCUCUGCUUUGGAACAGCUGGGGAUGGUGUUCCGGCUUGAGAGAGAAUCCUGCCCAUUCCUUUUAACGUCCUCCUUGUUCUAAAUCACCACAAUAGUUAUAAAAUAGUCCCAGAGCCCAUGAAGAGUAGGAGGUUAUUAUUUGUGUAGAUACACAGAGAAAAGCCUCUUCAAAGAAACCAGGCAUGAUUGAGAUGGCUCAACGACUGAGAGUACUGGGUGCCAAGCGUGAGGACCUGAGUUCAUCACCAGGACCCACAUGAUGGAGGGAGAAACCGUGCCUGAUCGUUGUUCUCUGGCCAUCACACACUCACUUUGUACUGCACCACCUAUACCCCUACCCCCCCAACCACUGUAGCCAUCCUACACACACACACACACACACACACACACACAAUAGACUCAGCAUAAUUUAUCAAUGUGGUAUUUAUCUUAGUUCUCAUGUUUCUAAUCAUAGUGAGGAUUAUUAUGGUUUUGUUCAAAAGAUUCAACUAUACACACAAUUGGAUCUGUCAAAUUGGUCUCAGUCUCCUGGAGAGAAAUAUGCUGUCUUUUGGGUGUUGGCAUGGUCUUCCUCCUUCUCUCCCCACCACUCUCUUCCUCUGAGUCCAGCUCUGCUCUCGUCUCUGUAACUUUCUUCUCAUGUGUAUCUUUCUUCAAGAUUUGUCAGCAGCUCUUUAGCUUUUCUGAAGAAAAAAAAAUCCUUACUUUGCUAUUCUCUGAUUCCACUGCUCCGAUUUUAGUUUGAAAAGUAUGGUCUUGUGUGUAUUCCUAUCCAGCACAUGGCUCUGGGCAUCUACAUUUUUAUGAACACCUACAAAGAACCAAAUUGAUUAGUUUGCAAAAAUGUAAGCUGUACGAAGAAUUGGCAAUAUAUGACAAUGUUAUGAGUUGUUGCUGUUGUCUUUCUUUGUGGGGGAGCAUCUUUGGUUUUUGAAGCAGUGUCUAGUUACAUACCUCCAACUAUCCUAGAAUUCACUCUGUGUCAGGCUGGCCUUGAACUCACAGAGAUCUAGCUAUCUGCUUCUUCCUCCCAAGUGCUAGGAUCAAAGGCAUGCACACUGUACCCAGCUUGUGUAUGUUUUUGAAGCAGCCUCUUGCUGUGGCCCCCAACCUCUCCACCCUCCUGGCUAGCUGUAUCUAAAUUCCCAACCUAAUUUUAUAUUUUUAUUUGAAAUUUGGAAUUGAUAUUGUAAAUCCCCUACAGCAUGCAUUGAGCUUGAGGGCAACUUAACUGUAUAAUGCUCAUUAUUAUUUUAUGUUAUAACUAUCUGAAUUCCUAAUUUCAGACAAAAAUAGCCAAGAAUAGAGGGAUUCUGAACAGCAAUCCUCAGAGGAGCCAUACAGAAAUAACUUUUCAGCGACAGCUUGAAGGGACAAUCUCUCUCCUCUCUUAUCACGUUAUACCAUUACGUCUCCAGCUGUACAAAUGCACCAGGUCCAUUAAGAUGAAGAAAGGCACAGCUGUCUGCAUGCCGUUAACAUUCUUCUCCACUUAAAAACUCUCCAGAUCUGCUAACGAUGUAUAAAAAGAGUGACUUUUUAUACUGCCACAGCUUGCUUUGCUUUCCAGCAAAAGGUCUUACCAUAGGACCUUCUUUCCCACAUGCAGGAAAUCUUUGUCAAACCUCAUAGAUUUGUAUAAUAAUUCCAAAAGUUUAAUAUGACAAAGUUAAACUGCGUUCCACAAGUAGGAAGUACUCACUAGUGAGAAAAGACACUAUUCUCACUAGUGGGAAUAAGGACAGAGCAGCCCUGGGUGCUUCCUCCCAACCCGCUGCACUCAUGCAGCCGGUCAUAUGGCUAAACUGCUGCACUCAUGCUGUGUGUCAUGUGGCUCACCCGCUGCACUCAUGCAGCCCGUCAUGCAGCUCACUUGUAUUCAACAGCAAAUAAACUCAACACUGAGACUGUGAAGGCAGAGACUUCUGUAAGCAUUCCAAGCUUUCUUUAAAUUUUCCUCUUACCUUGCCUCCAACGUUGAUCCCUCCCCAAGCCCAACUCAACCCCAAGUUUUUUAUUAACUAUGACAAGAACUAUUUUAUUAACAAUGGAAAAUGUCACAGUGUUAAAAAUGGAAGAUUACACUAUUUUACUCAUGAUGUUAAAUACCAAAACAGCUGAACCAUUUACAUUGGGUAGAAAUGCAUGUUAUUCACAUUCUGCUCCUAGGAAAUGAUGCUAUGACGAAGACACUUAAGCAUCUUAGCUUUCCAAAAGCUGCAACAGCAAUUAGUGGCAAAUAAAAUGUUUAUUGGACUUGGAUAAGUUUUAGACAAUUAGUUGUCCUCCAGAUGUGAUUUAGCCAAGAACCCAAUGGGACAUAUUACUUAUCUGCAUUUAUCACUCAUUAGAGGAAAGUAAUUCUUGUCAUAGGUGAAUAUGUAUAUAUUUGUUGUAAUAAAUUCAAAUCAGCUAAUGGACUCUAUAACCCUUUGGGAAAUUAAAAAUCUCUAGGUAAAAUACUUGAAAUAUAAACUGAUUGCUGAUUUGUGCUCUAAUAGAAAUUGGAUGUGUACACAAACCUGAAAACUUCAAAGCUACAUUUUACAUUUGUAGAAUAUAAUUUAUAAUAUGUUCAUUUAAAUGGCUCUUUCUAUACACACAAAGAGAGGAGAAAAUUACACUAUAUUUUUCACACCAAAACCACCAUUAUUUCUGGAUAGAAUCCUCUAAGUGUGUUAUAUGUGGCAUAUAUUCCCAUGUGAAAUAUACACAAAUGAAUAAGCAUACACAUAAUUUUUCAAAUGAGAUUCAGUAGCACUCAGAAUUCAAGAUGUCUCAGACUCGGCUAUUUAGUAACUGCUCAUGAGUCUGAUAACGACCACUAGAACCCAAACCAUAUACCAUCCUGACCAUUUUUCCUACCACUUUAAUUUAUUCCCAAUGUUGCUACAACUUCUCUUCAAUGUGCUCCAUUUUCUUUAGGGGGAAAAGAAAUGCUUCCAAAGUGCUUUAAAUGCAGCCUCGGCAGCUACACUGACCCCUCUCUGUAAUCAGUUGUUUUGGUGACUCUUUAGGCUGACAUGAUUCCUAAAUGGUCAUGAAAUUCUUCCCUUCAUGCUGUCUUUGGGGACCUUAAUGUAUAUCCAGCACAGAAGUCACUUACCACAGGGUCUUUCCCAGUUAUCCGAAUCAUUGAGCGGCCGUUAUAUGACUCAUACCUACCUUGUCUCUUACAGAAUUCGUGGGAGUAACUUUCUAACAUCAAAUCAGAUGUAACUACCUAAAAUUAAGCGAGCAGUCAUGCAGAAACCAGCAGACAGCAGGCAGUGACAUCACUAACAUGGCUGAGACGCUUCGCUUCAGCUCUGUGUGAAGAUGUCACCCUUGAUUAAUCUGACUUAAUCCGUGAUCUGAAAUUUUAUAGUUAUUUUGAUCAUUCCCCCAGUUUUUAUAUUGUAACAGUCAUGAACUACUU